UCGAUCAUCAAUACUUCCGGUGCCGACACGCUUUCUUUGGUGAUUUCUGAUUUCAUGCGUCUUGUUUUGUUGACAGUGCGAUGGAUUAUAAAAGAAAGCUCACAGAUGGGGCCUUAGUGCCGAGUAAAAAGCCAAGAACCGACAUGGUGGUCGAUUUAAUAAGUCAAGAGAAUGCCCUGUUGCAAACCGGCCCACCAAGACUUUCUAACCUUGAAGCCCCCAUCAUGUUACUGACGGGCCAUGAAGGUGACAUAUUCACUACUAAAUUUUCUCCUGAUGGACAACUUCUUGCCUCCUCUGGAUUUGACAGGCUGAUUUAUUUUUGGCUUGUGUAUGGAGAAUGUGAAAAUAUUGCAGUCCUGAAAGGCCACACCGGGGCUGUGAUGGAGCUUCAGUUUUCCACCGAUGGAAACACAGUGUUUACGGCCGCCACAGACAAAACUGUUGCAUUAUGGGACGUAGAGGUUGGUGAGCGCAUCAAGAAGUUGAAAGGUCACCAGAGUUUUGUGAAUUCAGUAAACGUGGCCAGACGAGGUCCACAGCUAAUCUGUAGUGGAAGUGACGACGGUACAAUAAAGUUGUGGGACUCGAGGAAGCGCGGUGUAAUACAGACGUUUCAGAGUACGUACCAGGUUACAGCAUGUACCUUCAACGACACAGCCGAACAAAUCCUCUCCGGGGGAAUCGACAAUGACAUCAAGGUUUGGGACCUUAGGAAGAAUGACAUGCUGUACCGACUGCGAGGACAUGCCGACACAGUGACAGGGAUGGAGCUGAGUCCUGACGGAUCCUAUCUCCUCUCCAACUCCAUGGACAACACAGUGAGAGUGUGGGACAUCAGACCGUUCGCGCCACAGGAGCGAUGUGUGAAAAUAUUACAGGGACAUCAACAUACAUUUGAAAAGAAUCUCUUGAAAUGUGCUUGGGCUCCGGAUGGAAGCAAGGUGUCGGCUGGGUCAGGUGACCGUUACGUUUACGUAUGGGACACGACCACACGUCGGAUCCUCUACAAGCUGCCUGGUCACGCUGGGUCAGUGAACGACGUGGAUUUCCACCCAACAGAACCAAUCAUUGCUUCCUGUUCGAGUGACAAGAAGAUAUUCCUAGGAGAGAUAGAAUGAUACAACUUUGUAAUGUUAGUGUGGAAGUGUGUGUAAAACAUAAACUAGUGUCGAGGAUGUGUGUCAACAUUUACUGAUGUCGAGGACAUGUGUCAACAUUUACCGAUGUAGACGACAUGUGUCAACAUUUACCGAUGUCAAGGACAUUUGUCAUCGUUUAUUGAUUUCAAGGACAUUUGUCAAUCAUUAACUGAAUCAGAUACAGAAGAGAAAAUAUUGAAAACAAGUCUGGGAUAUCACAGUACAUUGUCUCAGCAUGACUUCUGGAUAAAGUGGUAUUCUGUAUAACACGAAAUGUUUGUUUUGUAUAAACAUUCGUGGUUUUCGUGGUUUCUAUUGAACCACAAAUAUGUGUCUACUGUUUGUUAACAUAGGAUAUCUACGAAAGUUUGUACCACAAAGCCAUCUUAAAGGCUUCAAACCACGAAGGAAAGUACCCACGAACAUGUCGUGUUAUAUUGUACAUAACAAGUUUGGGACAUCGCUGUAUUAUCACAACACAGUUUACCACAUACUGGACAGAUCUUCCCUUUCUUUUGAUUGGAGAUUUAAACUGAUGUGGUGUCCCUGAAGUGCAGUGUGACACACUGAAUGCUGUUUUUCAAAGAAAUAUUCAUUAAAGUGAUUCAGGGAGACUAAUCAAUCACCUCUCAUCUGUAAUGUCACAGUACCCAAAUCGGGACACUUCUUAGUGAAAAAUUGAUGUAUUUCAUAAUAUAGUACCGAUCCCAGUAAUAUGAGUUCACUUUUCCUAAAUAGAUAUCAUUAUCUUUUCACUUUGAUUACAAAUUGAUAUAUCCGGCGCAUGGUUCUAUAAAUAUAACCGGAAAUAUAGUCAUGGUUAUGUAAUCGCAAAACAGGUGUAGCUGUACCCAAAUCAGGACACCCCUACCGGUUUUGGCUUAUAUUUGGAAAUGAAAAAAGUAUUUAGCAGAACAUGGCAUAUCUUUGGAAUAUUUAAGGAUUAACUUGAAUAUGUUUCAUGUUAUGGAGCUAUAACACAAAAAAACGGAGUGUACUCUAAAUAAAACGCGAAGCGGUUUAUGAUGAGAGUACACUCCGUUUUUUUGUGUUAUAGCUCCAUAACAUGGAAAAUAUCAGACCUCGAUCAACAGUGUUUCCAUAGCAUGAAAAAUAUAUUCAAGUUAAUCCUUAUAAUUUAAUCUACUUUACACAAUCCCUGUUGAAAUCCACUUUUAUUGAUGGACUCUUUUCUCUUAGAAAUUAUUGCGCUGACGUAUCGUUAUAAACAGUGUCGUCAUUUUUUUACGUUAUGGGCUGAUAACAUAAAUUUGUAAGUCAAUGAAAAUGCUUGUUACAAGCAAGAUUAAAUUAUACAUGUAUCAGAGUCAAGGGUCAUUUUGAAAGAAUUCAUUUUCCAAACCACCAAAAUAGUAGAAUUGUGAAAAACCACAUACAAAAAUUGAAAAUCAAUAACGUCGCAUGGCACAUCAAUUUAGAACGUUACAUUUUCGUCAUUAUUUACAAACUAAAACUGAUUGUAACCAUAAGUGGCAGUAAAUAAAGUUCAUAUAAAGUUUCAUUGGUAUAUCAGCAUCUUUAAAUCAAUAUUUUCAAUUUAAAAAUACUUCUUUGCACAGCAUAUAAAUUUCUAGAUACUUUUUCUUCAAGUGCCCUGAUUUGGGUACUGUGACAUUAGCAUUGUUUGGUGUCCAUAUAUCAUCAUAGCUUCCUAACACAUAACCUACCAUCAGGUUUAGAACACAGGGGUGAUAGAUUGUAAUCUUACCAUCAGGUUUAGAACACAGGGCUGAUAGAUUGUAUACGUUUUGGGAAUCUCAGACAUGUUGGUACACCUACAUAAAGCAAGUCUGGGACCUCAGAACCUAAUGACCAGGGACUGAUGUUAUUCAACAUAAAUGUUCUGUCACCAAAGGAGUACGCAAUCCAUCCCGUUACAUUACGAAAAUUAAAAUGUGUACCAGGUUUCAUUUAGCUAUAUAUUUUACUCAUUUUGCUAUCAAAUUCACCAUCAGUGCUAUUCCAGAAUUAGUUGUAUGUGUGUGUGUGUGUGUGUGAGUUUGUGGAGGUGUGAAUGGGCAGUAGCUUGAGGAUAUUUUUAGGAACAUUCCUAUAUUUGGUAAUCCUCAAUAUCUAUUUUAUGUUUCAUGGAUCUUGUACAAUCAAUUCUGGAACAGCUCUCAUCACUUGUAAAUAUUGUUAAUAAAUGAAUCUGUACAAACUAU
This is a messenger RNA of Mizuhopecten yessoensis (Yesso scallop), 3328 nucleotides long. Its product is annotated as U5 small nuclear ribonucleoprotein 40 kDa protein-like. Gene Ontology annotation, molecular function: RNA binding; protein binding. Bases 81 to 1121 code for a protein of 346 amino acids. The transcript is spliced from 9 exons. The record is from RefSeq and is a predicted model, not a curated record. Gene Ontology annotation, cellular component: catalytic step 2 spliceosome. Lineage: Eukaryota; Metazoa; Mollusca; Bivalvia; Pectinida; Pectinidae.